Messenger RNA from Haliotis rufescens (red abalone), 1291 nucleotides. RefSeq lists its product as uncharacterized. Bases 77 to 1291 code for a protein of 404 amino acids. The record is from RefSeq and is a predicted model, not a curated record. The transcript has 5 exons. NCBI's taxonomy places the organism in Eukaryota, Metazoa, Mollusca, Gastropoda, Lepetellida, Haliotidae.
CAAGUACGGGUUGCUGAAGACCCAUUCUCAACGUGUUCCAACCUCUGACGACACUCAGUUGCCUGGCUUCCUGAACAUGGCGUACUCAAGAGGGCGAAUCAUGUCGACUAUUGAAAAGCUGUCUCACCUUUUCGGUGGGAACCUGAAAAAAAGACAUUUGCUCAUGAUACCGAUACUUGUGUUAUUCCUGAUCUAUAUCUAUCUCUCAUGGACCUCCGUAAAACAAGAUCUUUCAGUUGAAAUGCUAAGCAGGAACAGGUCACUUCAUGGAAACAAAAUCACCUCGUCCGAUGAAACAAAAGAAGUCUUGCGCUACUUCAAACAGACUGGGUAUUUGCCUAACUUCUUGUUGACAGCUUAUGCAAGUGAAAAUCGACCCCAGAAGGGUCGUUUAAAUAUACUUCUGAACACAAUGGAUGGUUCAUAUGAAUAUCUUAAAUGUUGUAUUUUGACAAGAAACAGAACACUACUAAGGACGUGGGCUAUAGAGGUAUACAGAUAUGGCGGCCGUGCUCACUUCCACCCUACAAAGUACAGCUGUUCAAUCCCAAUUGAUACCGACGUUGUCAACGUCUCUCUGACGAUAUCCACGUGCAGCCAUGACGACUUGGAUUACGUUCCAGUCCAAAAACCAGUUCAACUGCGGAAUGGUUUAGCCAUAUGUGGAAAGACCUUAUUUGGGAAGGAACUCAAACCGCGGCGUCUGGUCGAAUGGAUAGAGAUUCAAAAGCUACUUGGAGUUGAUAAAAUUCUAAUAUUUGAUUUGGACAACCCAGACAGUAUUCGGAUGGUUUUCCAACAUUACAUAAAACAAGGAAUUCUUGAAGUACAGCCUUUUGAGUUGCCGGGGAGAAUUAAAGGUGCUUCCUUCCGGGAUUUGUAUAAACACCGCCAUGACCACGAUGACCAGUUUGACAAUGAUGACAACUUCCCCCUGCUUGACUGCAGAGAGAGACUAUCCGGUUACAGAUGGGUCAUGGGUAUCGAUGUAGAUGAGAUUGUACUUCCCAGGAAAAACAUGUCUUUAAAGGCUUUUAUUAAGGAUCUUGUUGCUAAGCACCCUCUUGCUGCUGGCUUUCACUUCUACAUGAUGUUCCACUACACCAGCUUCGGUAAAACCAGGAACCAUUCUUCUGGCAUCGAACACUUCGAAUAUUCCAGAUCUACUCCACCACAAUGGAAGGCUUACAAAUACAUCUACAUUCCUCAACGAGUGGAUUCGCCAAUCACUCACCUCGUGGACCCAAGACACCCUUUCACAGUGUUAGUUGUGAUACAGUUUCAUAUUUGA